GGAGAGCAGUAUUUGUAAAGGUUUUAAGUGGGGGAGGAAAGGAAUACCUGUACUCGUUCCAAGACCAAGGAGGAGGGACGAGUGAGGGAGAGACAGAGAAAUAAAUAAAUCCGAAUUCUGCCAAACUUCUCUCCUCUGUUCUCCUCCAUUACAUCCUCUCAUCACCACCCCCAACCUCUCCCCUUGCCUGUCUUUCUCCCCCUCUCCCUCUCUCCCUCUCUUUGACAGAUUUUCCUCCACCCAUUCUCUUCCUGUUCUUCUCCGCCCACCCGCAUCGCAUCGAUCCCUCUGAAUUCGGUCUCCACAUCUUCCCCCACCAUCUUUCUCCUCGGCCUUCUCUCUCUCUCUAGCGAUUGUUCAUCCAUUUCUUGCUUGGGUUGAUUCUUCAGGCUCCUCUCUUGCCUGGAGAGGAUCAGGAGGAAACGAAGCUUUCUUCUUUGCUGGGAUUGCGGGUUCUGACAAGUUGUUGAAAGAAUCGGGGCCGGUUUCAGGUCACACCUAAAUUGCUGGAAAGCGGUAACAGCAUCUGAAAUGCUAUUGCCGCAUAUCAACUUGUAGAAAGGACGUUCCUUUGAUAAUGCAAGGGCAGAGGAAUUCUGUCGAACAGUUAGCUGAAGUCUUCGGAUUUGAUCAUGGAUCUAGUUCAGGCAACCCUGUCAUGGAUCAACAAGCAUACUGGAAUAACAUUCUUGGAUCAGUAGAAUCACAGAAUCUUCAAGGUUAUGAAAUGAACCGCAGUGAUGCAACCAUUCCACAUGAAAAUGAAUUACAUCAAGAUGGCCAAUUUUUAGGUUUCUGGCAAUCAGGUGAAGCUAGUUCAAGUGUCAAUUCGCUAAACUAUGGGAACUCCAACAUGAUCAAAGCAGAGCAACUAAAUAUUGGUGGUGGCUUAAGGAUUGGCGAAAGGCGCAUGGUAGCUGAACAUAACCUUUCUUUGGAUAACGGGGAUAUAAAUCUUAACGUGAACAGUUUUGAUCUAUAUGGUCAGAGUUCAAAUGCGAAUAGCACCGCUCAAGGCUCAGAGCAAUAUGUUGGAUGUUCUCGUAAUGGUACAAACGCUCAGGCCACUGAGCUAAGAUUACAUCCAUACAGGACUUUCAUCUUAAAUGACGAGCAGCCAGAGUCAUUUUCUUCUUCGAAUGCUUCAGAAAAUCCCCUGAGCAAUUUUCCACUAAUGAGAGAGGACAUUGAUCACAGACCAGGCAGUUCCCUAGAUGGUCGCCGUUUAGCUUGCAAGAGGAAAAAUAUUGAGGGAGUCCACGGGCAAUGUUCAGCAGGUGCUAGCACAAGUUUUUCCCACAGGAAUGAUAAUGUCUUCCAUAACAUCCCUUCUUCAAGUUUCAAUCCUCCUCCUAGCACAAAUCUGUCCUCUCAUAACUAUUUGUUACUUCCAAGUUCCAUCGAGGAACAACUCCCCCGUUAUGGAGCUACUGUAGGAUUGCCAUCUAGCAGCAGUAACAAUCCUAGCCGAGGCAAUAAUAAUUCAGGAAAUUCACAAAGAAGUUUCCGGGCAAGAAUGACCACAGCUCAGCAGAUUAGCCCCUAUGGUGUAUGGCCCUCUUCGAGUACAAUCAGACAUCCAAGCUCAUGGAAUCAUCAGGUGCCUCCCCUUCAGACUACAUUUGAUGAACCACAAGAGGGUAUUCCCAUGGUCGGUGGUCUCAACUUGCAGUACCAACACCCUGUAAAUGUCGUCCCUGGUAUUCCACAAAUUGCACACCGAUUCGCUGGUCAUGAAGCUUCAUCAUCGAGAGCAGGCAGUUUGGAGAACAGAAUUUUUAGUGGCGACGAAGUAACUGGGUGGAAUGUUGUAGCUCCCAACUUCCCUAAUCCAUCCCCACUUGCCGCACUAGACAUGAGACAUCCGGUUCCAGAAUCGUCUAACUGGAACUCUGAUGGUCGCAGCACUGCCAUUGCAGGAAAUGUUUCCUCCGUAUCAAGAGCUAAUGCCAGUUCAGGCUCCCAAUUUAUCAAUCAUCAAAACCUGCAUAGACGCCAUACUAGAAAUUUAUCAGAGGAGCUAGGUCGUCUAUCUGGAGCACUUCGUAGUCAGCAGCACCCACGUUUAAGGUCAGGGUUUCUAUUGGAACGACAAGGUGAUGGUGUUUGGGGUGUUCCAUUACCAACGAGGAGUAGGGAAGGCCGAAGAUUAAUGGAGAUCCGUAAUGCGCUUGAAAUGAUACACAGAGGGGAGAAUGUCAGAUUUGAGCAGUCUAUUUUCUAUGGCGGUGUCGAAAUUCAUGAUAGGCACAGGGAUAUGCGUCUUGACAUAGACAACAUGUCUUAUGAGGAGCUAUUAGCUCUGGAGGAAAGGAUUGGAAAUGUUAGCACUGGCCUCAGUGAGGAAGAUGUGAUGAAUCUCCUGAAGCAAAGGAAAUUCUCGUCGUGGAGAUUAUCAUCUGUGGAACAUGAGCCAUGUUCUAUCUGUCAGGAAGAGUACAUUGACGGGGAUGAUCUUGGGACACUUCACUGCGGGCAUGACUUCCAUGCUGGUUGCAUCAGGCAGUGGCUAGUGGUGAAGAAUCUGUGUCCGAUUUGCAAGAACACCGCCUUGAAGACCUAAAUCAUCAUAGAGGCUGCGAGGCUCGCUCGUCGCAGUCAUGCCAAUUCAACUACAAAGAUCAUUUACAAAAAAUUCAACAUUACCGUGCUAUUUUGGCUGAAUUUUUUUCACAUUGACCUACAAUUCCGAUCAAAACUGGUCUGUAAGCUGCAUAAUGCCCCCCUGGCUUGCAGCAGCAAAAUAAUCCCUGGGAUCUGUCUCCUCGUAUUUAACUAUUCAUGGCUGGUAUAAUGGACUUAGUUUCAAACA
Messenger RNA from Brachypodium distachyon (stiff brome), 2812 nucleotides. RefSeq names its product probable E3 ubiquitin-protein ligase HIP1. The record is from RefSeq and is a predicted model, not a curated record. Gene Ontology annotation, molecular function: ubiquitin protein ligase activity. Bases 578 to 2563 code for a protein of 661 amino acids. Lineage: Eukaryota; Viridiplantae; Streptophyta; Magnoliopsida; Poales; Poaceae. The transcript is spliced from 7 exons.